Molecule: messenger RNA, 1496 nt
Organism: Eremomyces bilateralis CBS 781.70
Lineage: Eukaryota; Fungi; Ascomycota; Dothideomycetes; Eremomycetales; Eremomycetaceae
Exons: 2
Coding region: 313-1236 (307 amino acids)
Source: RefSeq, a predicted model, not a curated record
AGUCCUCGAAGUUCGAACGUGGUAAAUAUCUGAAUGCCAGAACUGAGUAUAUACAAUACUUCGCUUUCUUUGUGCACUCCGAAUAAAGACUCCCUCUUCGUUUUGCCAGUCCAAUUUAACCCACGGCUUGUUUCCCAACCCCAUCCUUCAAUCCAAACCACCACUCCAUCUCCCUAUCCCUUCGUUCCCACUUGGCAGCUGCCUCAGAGGCUCCAUCGUCACCAGGUCUCCGUGGGCGUUGAACAAACAAACAUCCAGCGUGAUCGCGUGGGAUUAAGGUCAAUCCUACUGGGGUGGCCGACAGUCGACUGAAUGAACCGAUUCCGCCAACCGCAGUUCGCGAGAUCGAAAGCUCCCCCCUCUACCGUAUGCCAGAAAUGUCUGAAGCGCGGCCAUUACAGCUAUGAAUGCACCAUAUCGGCAGCCGAUCGGCCGUACAUAGCGCGUCCAUCGCGAACUCAGCAACUGCAGAACCCGAAAUUGCUCCCGAAGCUGUCGAGCGACGUGCCGAAUGAGCGUCUCCGGCAGAAGGGUGUUGCGGAUGAACAGCUUGCACAGAAGGCGUUGGAGAGAGCGCGACACCGAUCUCGUAGCCCACAGUCACACAAAGAAAAGCGUCGAUCGCGGUCGCCGUCCGUAUCCUCCGCGACGUCCGUCUCCACCAUUUCCACCAACCAAUCGCGAUCUCGAUCCCCGACACAUUCGCCGAACCGCCAUGACUCCGACGAUUACAUGACCUCCCAGCGGCCCUCGAAGUUCCCCUCCGUCGACCGCAUGCAUCGAAAACGGAGACGUGGCUCCUCGUCGGGUCAUAUGUCGUCCGACGACGAUCUUGCGCCGUCGUCCCAUCACGACGACCGGAAUACACGCCGACGACGCGCAUCGACCAGCCCGCACUCCCGUGGCCGACGACGAAGCAGGUCGCGUGACUCGGAGCGCCGGAGUUGGCGCCGCUCCAGCUCGCGAAGUAGGGGUAACAGUCGCAGACGGAGGUCGGCGUCGAGAGGGAGACACCGGCCGAAAGCGCCCGAGCGGGAUCGAAGAGAUGAGAGUCUAUCCAGAAGUCCUGUCCGACGCACCAAUAAGGCGCAUUCACCGGAACGGUACCAUAAGCCAGCAGGAAGACAGGUACAGCCAGAGGGCACGAGACCUCCUCCGCCGAAGGAAAGGAGCCUCAGUCCGUACAGUCGGCGGAUUGCUCUAACGCAGGCGAUGAAUCGCGGGGGAAUGCACUAAUUGUUGGUUAGGUGUUUGCAUGGGAAUUUCUGAGGCUUCAAAAGACAUAUUUAGAUCGUGGGCGGCAAAUUGGCAGCUGCACGUUCGGCAUUCAGACGCCGACAAUGGGCGUAGAUAGCAUUUCUUUAUCGAGAUACCCCCUUCGGGCCUUAUUCCUCCGCCAAACAUCAAGGCUACGCGUUUUUGCGUGAGAUGACCAUGCUUUCCUGCCAACCGGACAUUCGGGACACUAUCCAGCAUCAUCCAUAUCGUCCAACUCC